Molecule: messenger RNA, 2604 nt
Organism: Microsporum canis CBS 113480
Lineage: Eukaryota; Fungi; Ascomycota; Eurotiomycetes; Onygenales; Arthrodermataceae
Exons: 4
Coding region: 1-2604 (867 amino acids)
Biological process (GO): protein transport
Source: RefSeq, a predicted model, not a curated record
AUGGAUUCGGAUGCAGUGGAAGUGGUGGACAUUGAGGAAGAUGCAUACAUGGCCAAGCCAGUCGCGGUGGACAGGCACUGGAGAGUCGAGAAGAAGAAGAAGAAGCCAUUUAGGCCAAUCCGGAGCACGAUAAGUGCUCUCUUACGGCUCUUCGUCUGGUACUCGAUCUUCACAGCGCUGUUUCGAUGUCCGUCGUCUGUUUUCGAGCUUGACGACCAGUCUCCUCGAGUCUGCAAACCGUACCUUGUCGCAAGGACGCACCUGGAGCCUCACAUAGCCCCAUAUUACCACAAGUACGGCGAACACCACGUCGAGAAGCUCCAGCCUUACGCGCAGUCUUUCUAUGACAAGGCUGAGAAGAUAUAUAAUCCCACCGCGCGAUUUUUACAUGGUGUUUACCAGGGCUAUGUUUCUGUGUACGUGGAGCAGGCUACAGAGCUAGCAAAGUCACAGUGGAACCAGCGAGUAUCGCCACACAUCGAUCCUCUACAGAAGCAGGCCACCGACUACUACGUCUCGUCUGUUGAUCCGCACGUCAGGACGGCGCAAUCGAUCGCAGUCCCUUACAUCCGGGUAGCUGCCGCACAGAGCAUUCGCAUCAAGGACAACUACCUCAUCCCAUCUUAUAUCAGCUCUCCGCCGUACACGCGGAAAGCAUGGUCUGCCGUCUUUGUAUUUCUCAACGGCACCGUCCGCACACAAAUCACACACCUCUAUUCGGAAAAUGUGGAGCCACAGCUUGUUAAAAUCGGGGAGAAGCUGGCCAGCUACCGCGAAGGACGGACAAUUCAGCACGUUAAUCUAGAAACUGCUAGUCCUAUAGUCCAGGUGCCCACCUCGGCAGAUAAGCCAUCCACGAAGAGCACUACGGAGUCAAAGGCUACACAAGUUUCGUCUGUGGAACCUCCGGCUUCUACAAAGCUGACCCCCGCUCAACAGUCAGAGCUAGCGCGCGAAAAGAUUUCGACAGAUCUCAAGGCCUGGAAGGAGAGGACUGAAGCCUUGGCCAAAAAGGGACGCGAGCACGUCCAAGAACAGGUCCGUCAGGAAGUUGAGAACAUUUCGAAUAAGCAACAGUCAUCGGGAAACACUAUCCUUGGCUCAUUGCAAGUUGUGGUUGAAAAUCAGCUAUUCUCACUAAAAUCGGAUUUGUACGCCAUCGUACAAGCGAUCCCUGAAGAAUAUACUGAAGAAGAUGAACAAGAGGCGCAUGACGAAUUCCUACAGAGUCUAAAGGAGUCCAGUCUCAUCAUCCGGGAAAACGCACAUCAGCUUCGCCUCUGGUUCCAUGAGUACCAAGAUACGCUCACCAAAGCCGUCACCAAGACUGUAAAUACUACGCUUGACGUUCUUGAAAACACCCGUGAGCUUGGUCUGCAGGAAAUCGGUAUGCGCUGGACAUCCAUUGACGGUGUUACAUACAAGGACUGGGCAAACUUUUACGAUCUGAAAACCAAACUUGGGGAAUGGAAAGAUGAUAUUCGACAAGCUGGCUUGCAGCAUGAUAGCUUCCUUGCUGCCAAGAGCGCCGGUGAUACUAUCGUUGCACGCGGGAUGGACAUUGCACAAGACGCCGCACAGCAGCUGUCUGAACUGAGGUCUAUUGGCAGGCUGAAGAUUGAGGCCAGAGAAACCAGCAAGAGCCUCGAUGUGGAGCAUAUCGACGAAGAGAUGUUACGGGAAAGGAGGAAGUAUAUGAUUACAAGUGUAACAUUCUCUCCUGCCGCCACUCCAUCUCCAUCCGAGACUAGUGCUACAAGCUCUGUUGUUGAGAGUCUUGAGGCUGAGGUUGAGACUCCUCAAGGUGAUAAUGAUGGCCAGCAACCCAAAGCUGCCGUCUUCGAUGAACAGUCUACUUUGUCAGACGAGUCUCUAGAAACUGAACCGAGCCCCGAAGCCCCCUUUAUCAUAGAGGAGACUUCAACCGAAGAGACGCCAGUUGAAUCCCCAGCCAACCUGCCACUUACAGAGGAGGAGCCUAUCUCUUUGGACGUGCCUGGUGCGGCAGAAUCAUAUCUAGAUGAAGUGAUAGAUUCCAUUGAUAAGGAGCAAGAGCGGUUGGAUGUUGUCCACGAGCAAGACACCACUGAAGCAAGCCAAACAUCUUCCUCAACUGCCAGCUCAAUCUCAUCUCCCGCUCCCGUCUUCGUGACGCAGAAAUUCGACGAUGCAAUGCUAGAAGACGAUGAUAUCUCCAGCGAGGCUUCAUCCGCACCUGAAAGCCAAGAUGUCCAUGAGAUCAUCGGCUCAGCAACAGACGAGAUCGUCUCGCUCGUUGGCUCUGCAAGGACGGAGCUAGCGGAAACCCCUGUUCCAGAAGUCGAAGCGAAUGCUCUCCUCGAAGAUACCAGCACACAGCUCGACGGAGUGAUAUCAUCAGUUCAAUCAUCCAUCAGCUCGCUUCAAAACCUGCCACCGUCUUCAUCUGCCACUCCUGAAGAGCGCCGUGAAUACUUCGAUGGCGAAAUCGCCAGACUCACGGCCGCUCUGGAGGCUGCGCAAGCCGCUUUGCUGGAACUGAAUAAACCAGACAGCCCAGACGACCCAGGGCAGACACAGGAGUCUGCAGCCCCCAAAGCCCCCGACGAAACUACCAACGAGUAG